AUGGCUUCAUUUGCAAAAGAAAAGAACUUGACGACACCCAGAAAAUGUAAUAUAUGUCAAAAGGGUGCGGCGAUCUCGCUAUGUUCGGGCUGUGAACAAAUGUUCUGUCGAAAAGACUUCAAUGAACAUCGACAACAACUCUCAACACAACUCGACAUCAUCAUUCGAGAGCACGACUUUGUCAAACAAAGCGUCGACCAGACAUGUGAGGUCACCACUUCGAAGGUGUUCGAUGAGAUUGAGAAGUGGGAGAUGGAGUGGAUGAACAAGCUGAAGAUGGCUGCUGAUCGUGCACGACAAGAAGUGAGAAACAUUGUCGCUGAGUCGAAGAAGCAGUUGAAACGAAUCACAGAUGAGAUUCGACCGAGAAUGGCCGAUGAGGACUAUGUGGAGUACGAUCUCGAUCGAUGGAUGAAUGAAAUAAAGCAGGUGAAUGCAGAUAUGCAGGCUAUGUCAUCGAUGAUCGUGAUCGAAAGUGGUCAUGAGUGUGAGUGGAAGAGAAUGAUCAAAGUGAGAAAGCUGGAGCCCCAGAGUCAUGUGUACAAAUCACAAAAGAGAAGUGAAAAGAGGAUAAAUGAAGUUAAACAACUCGACCUCAACAAACUCAAAGUCAGACCACAGAGACGGAUCAAAGUGGAUGGGGAUUAUUGGGCGAUUGCAGCGUCUGAGAGGGACUUGCUCUACUGUGAUAAAGACACACUGUGUUUGACUGAUCGCACUGGUCACAAGACAAACGCACUUCAAUGGGGUGAGGACUGUGUCUCUGAUAUAUGUUGGUCAUCGUUUCUCGACAGAUUUCUGAUACUGACUUCUACAACUCUUCAUUCAUUGAAUGUCCAAAGAAGUGAAGUGACACAAAUCAAACAAGUGUCAGACAAGAAGAAAGCAGACUUUUUGAGGUGUACGUGUGCAAAUCAAACAUUGUUGGUGAGUACUAGUGAGAACGGAUCAGUUGUUGAAGAGUGGGAUAUGAGUGGAGAAUGGAGAAUGAUGAGGCGAUGGCAGCCACCUGUGUCCUGUCAACAGAAUGAGUGGAUUAUGAGUAUUCUAUUAUCAUGUGAUGGCAGUCAUAUAGGAGUAACAGUGUUGGUAGUUGGUCAAUACAAUCAGUUUCAUGUACGAGAUCGAUCAAAGAACAUCCUCAACACCAUCACAUUUCCUUGGUUGGAAUACGGAUAUGUUCUUCUCUCUGUUCCAAAUGGACAAUGGCUGACACAUGAGCCGAAGAAUAAGCAACUUCAAAUCAUUGACAGAGAUGGUAAAUUAGAACAAACUUUCACGUACGAUAAGGGUGUGAACAGAACAACCCUAAUUGGACAAAGAUGUCUUGUUAUUCGAACAGAUGACAAUGAACUGUGUUUUCAUGAUUUAUGA
This is a messenger RNA of Didymodactylos carnosus, 1374 nucleotides long. Lineage: Eukaryota; Metazoa; Rotifera; Eurotatoria; Philodinida; Philodinidae. The record is from the annotation of a GenBank genome assembly.